AUGGCUGGCAUUGCUGGUCCUUGUUCUUCUGGUGUGCUUUUUAGAGCAAGAGAAGCAGGAGGAAACAUUAAUGGAGCUUCCAUGGCACAGUUUGAUGGGCUUAGGCAAGUGGAGAGCAUGCAUAUGCCUGUAAAUGGCAACAAGUCAAAUGGGUUUGCUUUUACUUCAGCACCAAAAUGCAGGACAAUCAAGGCCAUGGCAUCUCCAACUGUUUCUGCUCCGAAACGAGAAAAAGAUCCCAAGAAACGAACUGUAAUAACAGGAAUGGGUCUAGUCUCAGUUUUUGGAAGUGACAUUGAUACAUUCUACAACAAGCUCCUGGAGGGAGAGAGUGGGAUUACUCUGAUAGAUAGAUUUGAUGCUUCAAACUUCUCAGUUCGAUUCGCGGGACAGAUACGUGAUUUCUCUUCUAAAGGAUACAUUGAUGGGAAGAAUGAUCGCCGUCUUGAUGAUUGCUGGAGAUACGGUAUAGUUGCUGGCAAAAAGGCCCUUGAAGAUGCCAACCUUGGACCUCAAGUCCUUGAAACUAUGGACAGAACAAGGAUUGGAGUGAUUGUGGGGACUGGCAUGGGAGGCUUAACUGCUUUUAGUGCUGGAGUGGAAUCUCUUAUUCAAAAGGGAUACAAAAAAAUUAGUCCAUUUUUCAUUCCUUACUCCAUUACCAAUAUGGGGUCAGCUUUGUUAGCGAUCGACACUGGCUUAAUGGGACCCAAUUACUCCAUCUCUACUGCUUGUGCCACUGCAAACUACUGCUUUUAUGCAGCUGCAAAUCACAUUCGAAGAGGUGAAGCAGAUAUUAUGGUAGUUGGUGGGACUGAGGCUGCAGUCAUGCCUACUGGUGUUGGUGGUUUCAUUGCUUGCCGGGCUUUGUCUCAGAGAAAUGAUGAACCACACAGAGCUUCCAGGCCAUGGGACAAAGAUCGUGAUGGUUUCGUUAUGGGCGAAGGUGCUGGUGUACUGGUAAUGGAGAGCUUGGAAAGCGCAUUGAACAGAGGAGCACCGAUAAUUGCAGAGUACUUAGGAGGUGCCGUAACAUGUGAUGCUCAUCACAUGACAGAUCCUAGGUCAGAUGGUCUUGGAGUAUCAUCUUGCAUAACCAAGAGUUUAGAAGAUGCUGGUGUUUCCCCUGAAGAGGUGAACUAUGUGAAUGCUCAUGCAACAUCCACACUAGCGGGGGAUUUGGCUGAGUUUAGUGCAAUCAAAAAGGUUUUCAAGGACACAUCUGAGAUCAAGAUAAAUGGGACCAAGUCAAUGAUUGGACAUGGUCUUGGGGCUGCUGGUGGAUUGGAAGCCAUUGCAACCAUUAAAGCCAUCAACACUGGCUGGCUCCACCCAACAAUUAACCAAGAUAACUUGGAGCCUGCUGUUACAAUCGACACUGUCCCCAACGUGAAGAAGCAACAUGAGGUUAAUGUUGCUAUUUCAAACUCAUUCGGCUUUGGCGGGCACAAUUCCGUGGUUGUCUUUGCCCCUUUCAGUCCCUAA
Messenger RNA from Prunus armeniaca (apricot), 1485 nucleotides. The record is from the annotation of a GenBank genome assembly. Lineage: Eukaryota; Viridiplantae; Streptophyta; Magnoliopsida; Rosales; Rosaceae.